Messenger RNA from Anguilla anguilla (European eel), 1111 nucleotides. It is a transcript of the gene bglapl, whose product is annotated as bone gamma-carboxyglutamate (gla) protein, like. The coding region runs from base 73 to 465 and encodes 130 amino acids. The transcript is spliced from 4 exons. The record is from RefSeq and is a predicted model, not a curated record. NCBI's taxonomy places the organism in Eukaryota, Metazoa, Chordata, Actinopteri, Anguilliformes, Anguillidae.
GAGAGAGAGAAAGAGAGAACAGGGCUCAUUCCCAUUGCUCAUUCAGAAAAUCAGAGGAAAACAAGCAGGAAGAUGAAGACUCUCUAUGUUCUUAUCAGCUGCAUGUUGAUAUCUGCCUGUCUGUCCACAGGAGAUAUUUCUGAUUCUGACCCCGCUCCAGAAACUCCAGCCUCAGAUUCAGCCUCUUCCUCAGAAUCAGCCUCUUCCUCAGCUUCAGAUUCUGCCUCAGAUUCAGCCUCUUCCUCAGCUUCAGAUUCUGCCUCAGAUUCAGCCUCUUCCUCAGCUUCAGAUUCUGCCUCAGACUCUUCCUCUGCCUCGGACUCUUCCUCCGCCUCUGACUCUUCAGCUGCUGACACCGCAAGUGCUGAAGAGGUUUUUGUGGAGAAGGACCUGGUCUCUGCACUCAUGAGGAAGAAGAGAGCAGCACCGGCAAGCCUGAGCCCCACGCAGCUGGAGAGUCUGUGAUGUGAACCUGGCUUGCGAGCAAAUGGCAGAAGCGGUUGGCAUCGCCGCUGCCCAUACUGCUUACUGUGGGCCAGUCCCCUUCUAGAGACCAAGCAAAUCUCCUUGAAGAUGUACUGUACAGACUCUUAAACAUGCUUGCUGUUCUUUUCUAACCAAGCAUUCCUUCCAAGAGCCUCAGAAAACAGCGGCGCACUGCCACAUCCUUAAAAGGACACCGUAAGUCCAAAAAAGCCCGUUGUGUAAAAACCAAGCCUUCGUCUCCUUCUCAUCGGACGCCUCACCACAACAGCUCCCAACAUGGUCGUCUUAUUUUACCAACACCGCAAGAGAAACGUACUCUUACACUUCGCAAUAGAGCCUAGCCUUUUCCCUGCUUUUCUGUCAACCACCCUCUACCACCUUUACACCAGAUGCUAUGGUGUAGACUCCCGACCCUUGAAAACAAGGGAGGAGAAGGUGGAAGACUGGCUGCUUGAAAAUAUUUUGAAGAAAAAUGUUCCUGUCGAAAUAUUAGCAUUUUUUUUUUUUUGCUGAUGUAUCAUUGAUCGUCAUAUGUCAAUAUUAAUGUGUUUUGUUUUUUUUUUUGGUUGUCAGCAUAUCAUUACGUUCUUUAGUAAUGUACUAAAUACACUUUAUUUGAAAUACA